AUGUACGGACUGGCAAAGUGGCUGUUUCAGCGCCUCAAAUUUCUGACAGCUGAUUCGGAGACCACUGUCCGCUCACCAACACAAUUCUUGGAAAAACUUAAACGGGAUCUGGCGGUCGAGGCCGCCAAACUACUCCUACGAAGCAGAUACGAUGAGACGGAGACUCGCCUCGGAUAUGCUCGAAUCCUACAGCUCCUGAAGUUCUGUCUCAAGAUACAGAAAGUCUGGGCGAGGUAUGUGGAUGACGCCUCCAUCGUCAUUGAAAGGGAUCAGGUGCUCACUUUCAAGGAACAUCUCAACAGCAUUUUCCCGGACAUCCAAUUUACGAUGGAGGAGGAAAAGAACAAUCAGCUGGCCUUUCUUGAUGUCCUCGUCUAUCGCAGAGAUUGUGGUGGCCUAAAGACGACAACAACCACCCAAUCAAACACAAACGCAAUUGCGUAA
Dibothriocephalus latus is the source of this 444-nucleotide messenger RNA. The record is from the annotation of a GenBank genome assembly. NCBI's taxonomy places the organism in Eukaryota, Metazoa, Platyhelminthes, Cestoda, Diphyllobothriidea, Diphyllobothriidae.